Gastrolobium bilobum is the source of this 3069-nucleotide messenger RNA. RefSeq lists its product as uncharacterized. Lineage: Eukaryota; Viridiplantae; Streptophyta; Magnoliopsida; Fabales; Fabaceae. The transcript has 16 exons. The record is from RefSeq and is a predicted model, not a curated record. Bases 16 to 2394 code for a protein of 792 amino acids. Gene Ontology annotation, molecular function: protein binding.
GUAGUGUUGUAGAAGAUGGAGACUCUGAAAGCUGCCAUUCCAGAAGCCCUUAAGCGAGUGAUCGGAGAGAGCACUGUCGAUGAUCUUCGCAGCACAUGUUCUUCUCUUCACCGCUUUUUGGUUCAUUUCGAGCCAUUUCAGAAGAUGGUGGCCGAAUUGGCGGACCCUAAGUAUGCUCUUUGCGGUAAGAGUAAGGACGCUGCGUUGAAAUCCAAGCAGCUUGGCAAUCAGUACUUCUCCAACGCAAAUUAUGCGAAGGCUUUGUAUUCCUAUACUCAGGCAUUGCGCAGGGCACCUUUAGAGGCUGGUAACAUGGAAAAUAAUCUGGUGGCAAUGUUGUAUAUCAACAGAGCUACUGUAUUACAUAAAAUGAGUCUUUUAAUAGAAUGUUUGCGAGAUUGCUCCCGAGCUCUUCAGAUAUGUCCAAGCUAUGCAAAGGCAUGGUACAGGAGAGGUAAGGUGAAUGCAUCAUUGGGAAAUUAUAAAGAUGCAAUCUACGACCUAAAUGUGGCUAAGAGUGUGGAGUCAUCAAUAGGUGGGAAGAGACAAAUAGAAAGUGAGCUGAAAAUUAUUUUUGACCAAUGCAAGAGCACAAGCACAGUAGUACAGCAUAAGGAGAAUAGCUUGAAGACAGUGGGUGAGAUGCCCCGAAUAAAGCUACAGUGUGUCUCCAUGCCUGAUAAAGGAAGAGGCAUGGUGUCCUCAUGUGACAUUUCACCAGGUUCUUUGGUUCAUGCUGAAGAACCUUAUGCUAUGAUAAUAUCAAAGCAAUGCCGGGAAACCCAUUGCCAUUUUUGCUUGAAUGAACUACCUGCUGAUAGAGUUCCUUGUAGUUUGUGUUCAAUACCAUUUUAUUGCUCCAACCAAUGUCAAAUACGGGCAGGCGGGCAAAUGUUCAGGAUUUAUCCAGAAGAAAAUGCCAUUCUUAAAAAUUUACCCAGUGAUCUUGGAGAAUAUGCUGCUGAAGUUAUUCAAGGCAAUGAUUCUGAACUAGAAAUUGAUGAUAUUACAGAACAUAACCAUGAAUGUCAAGGUGUACAUUGGCCUGCAGUACUUCCAUCUGAGAUAGUUUUGGCUGGCCGAAUACUAGCUAGGUUUUCACUGAAAAGCACGUCUGAAGAUAUUUCAAACUUUGUUGAAAGGCUGGAGCUUUCUCAUUGUUACAAUCAUAUGCCAUCUGAAAGCAAAUUGGAUUCACAUAUAUACGCAAUGGUGUUAUUAUACUGUCUUCAACACUCUUAUGGCACUAUAUUUUCCAUAGAUGGAAUCUCUAUGUCACAGGUUGUCAUAAUUAUUUCUCAAAUUAAAGUGAAUUGUAUGACUGUUGUUCGUUUAAAAUCAAUAGACGCCCGUGGACGAUCAGAUCAGUUUGGAGAAUUUCCAUUUCAAUCCAGUGCAUAUUUAACUAGUAAUGUGGAACAGGUCAGAGUGGGUAAAGCUAUUUAUAAAGCUGGCAGUUUAUUCAACCAUUCUUGCCAACCAAAUGUUCAUGCAUAUUUUAUUUCACGUACACUCUAUUUACGAACCACAAAAGUUGUAGCAGCUGGGUGUCAGCUAGAAUUGUCUUAUGGUCCACAGGUUGGGUUGUGGGAUUGUAAAGAUCGCCUUAAUUUUCUCAAAGAUGAAUACAUAUUUCAUUGUCAGUGUACUGGUUGUUCAGAAGUCAAUCUGUCUGACAUUGUCCUCAAUGCUUUUCAUUGUGUCAAUACAAAUUGUUCUGGCGCAGUGUUGGAAAGCAGAGUACUUGACUGUGAAAAGCAGAAAAUCAAACACUUCUCUAUUGAUGAUAAAGUUGACAAGAAUGAUGACAUUUAUGAAGUUUGUCUUCAUGCAUUAAACGAAAAUGACGCCUCCAUUCAUAUUCAACCUGGAUACUGUUUGAAAUGUGGCUCUUACUGUGAGUUGGAGUCUUCACAUGCUGCAGUUGAUAAAGCUUUAAUAACCAUAAAAAGGUUGCAGGAUGCAAUACUGUCAAGAGAGAUUUCAAAUACUACUAUUUCAGAUGCUUUGAGAUCUCUUCGUUUGCUGAGAUCAAAUUUGCAUGCAUACAACAAACUUAUUGCAGAGGCAGAGGACAACCUUGCCCAGGCUUUUUGUUUAGUGGGAGAAUUACAACCAUCUAUGGGCCAUUGUAAAGCAUCUAUCCAGAUUCUGGAGAAGCUAUAUGAUCCUGAUGAUAUUGUUAUUGCUUAUGAACUUGUGAAGCUUUCUUCCAUCCAACUUUCCUUGGAUGAUGGUGCUGCUGUGGACAGCAUAAGUCGAAUAGGUGAUAUCUUCUCGCGUUUUUAUGGACUUCAUGCAGACUUGGUCUUCCCAUAUCUUCAAUAUCUUAGGAGAGAGAUUGAGAAUUUUUCAGUGAAGGCUCUCCAAUCAAAUGCUUUUCCAGCAAAAUGAGCUAUAAAAUCAGUGUGAGGUACAAUCAACAAUCUCAGUUUAAAUGACAGGUAAUUUGAUAUGCAAGGCCUACAAUAGUCAACGACCUCAAGAAAGAUUACUCAAAGCUCAUCCGUGCAGUUUGGCAGUCAAUACUUGCGCAUAGAUAAGAUGGAGGCUUUGAAUUGCUAUACCCAGGCUUGAGAAGCAUUUUGAGACAGGUGCACAUGGUUUGUGUCUAACCUAGGAAUGCUCUGGACAUUUGGCACGCUGCAGGGCUGUCUCAGGCAGGAUGAAAGGAUUCGGCAUAGGCAGAAUCACGCUGCUAGUAUACCAAUUGAUGACUUAGGAGUGUACUCGUCGUCUAUAAUCCGCGAAUUGAGAUUUAUGAUGCCCAAAUUAUGAUGGGAAUAUGCCAUCUAUGUAUAAAGUUAGAUUUAACGAGUCCAGUUCAUCCUUUUGUAGCACUACUGGGAGUGUGGAUUCGAACAUGGGACUUCAACUUAUGGAGCAGCCCUUCCGUAUUUUCGGUGAUAUGUAGAAGAUUACAGGAGAGAGAAAGUUGUGUGUUGUCGCAUAUUGAACGAGCAAGGCUGCCUUUGAGCAGAAGUGGAGGAUAGGUUUGAUUAAAAGUUGAACAAUUUCAUGAUCUGACAAAUUCGACCGAAACUAAUGAUUGGAGUUAGGUUUGGUAGU